This is a messenger RNA of Drosophila ficusphila, 1809 nucleotides long. RefSeq lists its product as uncharacterized. The transcript is spliced from 4 exons. NCBI's taxonomy places the organism in Eukaryota, Metazoa, Arthropoda, Insecta, Diptera, Drosophilidae. The record is from RefSeq and is a predicted model, not a curated record. The coding region runs from base 119 to 1648 and encodes 509 amino acids.
GCUUCUUGUGCCAGAAUUCAGUUGCCAUAUUGAUUUCUGUACGUUUUCAACAAAAUACAAAAGUUAUUGUUGUUCCUUUAUUGUUACCUUUCGAGUUGAACUAUUCAUUUUAAUCACAAUGUGGCCAAAAAGUCCUCGCAUUCGUCAGGGAAACCAGACUGGCUUAACCGCAGUCCCCCAAAAGGGUUCGCCAAGAGCACUCUACGCAAAAAAUCUUAUUUCGGGGCAGGCAAAGAAACGUCGCAUUUUGGGGCAGCGAAACUUGAAAAAGGAAAAUGCGUUGGCAGACAAGGAGAACAACAAGCAGUUGCUGAAUAAAUUACCCAAUGCGGUGCUGCUGACUCCUUCGUCCUCUGACAACUCGCUGACACCCACAGUUUCCAGUUCGGGUCAGUCCAACUACACGGUCAUGUCAAAGGCCAGUUUGCUCCGACAGCCCUCGUCCUUGGCCCCCUAUUUAACCCUCAAGCGUCAGCAGACCUCGGCCUUAAUCAACUUCCGGGUGCGCAAGUCUGUUUCCCAAAUGGACUUCAAGGAGGCUCGUCGCACAGGAAACUAUCGACUGGUUGCCCACGUCCCCUCGCCCACAAAGCAAAUAAAGGAGCAGCCGCAGCAAAAAGCUGGAAUCGCUGGAUUGGAGGGCAAUAUGGCCAAGUUGGUGCUACAGGAGAAUGGCCUCAUUGAGGGACAAAUGAGCUUCGUUGUUGGCCCAGAUCAGGAUGCUCGGGUAGCCAGCUUGAGGAUCUUCAACACCAUUAUGUUGCACGCAUGGCGCAGAAGGCGAGAAGAAGUGCGUCACCUCACCGAUCAGGUGGAGGAUUAUAAGAAGAGUUUUGUCAAAAAUCGCAACCAGUUGCAUGUCUACAACUCCCUCUUCUCCGUGGAAAAGCGUCGCAAUGAAACACUCAACGAUCAACUGAGGCAAUCCUAUCGUGAUAAUGCCCAAACUAAGCUCUCCUACGAGGAACUUAGCCUUAUGCUAGUGCAAGUCAGAGCAGAAAAGGAUAAACUGGCAGAGGAAAUGGCAAGCAAAGAUCAGGACAUUGAGAACCUACAGGAGAUUCAGCAGUCCCUCAAAAGCGAACUCUUUCACGUGAACAGUCAACAGCGUGAGCAACUGGAGCAAUUAACCCAACUGCAAAGGGACUACCAGGAAAGCCAGUCUGCCCAGGAUGAGCUGGUCCGUCAGCUGGAUCUGCUCCAAAUUGACUUGGCUCUCAAGAGGGACUUCAUCGAAAAGCUGCGUGAAAAUAUGGUUAAGCUGGAGGAUCUUAAAAGAGUAUCCGAUGAUCAGUACAGCGAACUGCUCGAACAGACUUUGAAACUGGAACGUUCGCUUGAAGAAAAAGAAGAGCAACUUGUAACGCUCCAGAAUUGUUUGGCUGCCACUCUUGGCCAAAGGAUCCGCCAGUGCUUCGCCCAAAGUCAAGUCUACCAACAUGCCACCUAUCGCAUGCUGCACUUUGUGGCCCAUUAUAUGCUGCCUGCCACCCCACCACCGCCCCCUUCUCUUCCAGGAGCGGUCAACAGGUUGAAAGGAUUCUUCUCAAAGACCUCUUAUAACGAUUGUGAAAAUGUUGUUGGGGUUGAAGAUUUAAAGGGAGUUGAUAAGGUCAUAGAAACAGAGGAUCAGGAGAACUCUAUUUAAUCCUUACCCCAAGUUAAUUGUUCAUUUGUUUAUAGUUCCAUUUACUAUAUACUUGAUUUAUAAUAUUUUUCUUUGUUUACAGUUGCUUCUCAAAUCAUUGUUUUCAGUAUUGUUAAAAAAGUAUUAAUAAAUAAACAUUUUAGCACUACAUAAAAGCAGGA